CUCACGGCUGCUUGACUUCCUCCCAGCACAUUCCUGCACUCUGCCCGCGUCCACACUGCCCUGCAGACCUGGCCCCCUGAGCCCACCACAGCCUCCAUCCCUGCUGGCCUCUGGUCCCACUGGCCCCCCAGAUGCCUGGCUGAGACCCAGCAGUGGCCCGUGAGCCAACGCCUUCUCCUGGCCCCCCGAGGUUGGCGCUGCAGUGGACAACUCCCUGGACACGAGGCAGCUAACAGGGAGGUGUCGGGAGCUGGGACCAAGCCUUGGCUGAGAGCAGGUUCCUUGGCAUUUAGGAGCAAGCCACAGCCACCGGCCCAAGCCACAGCGGCAUGGGCAGCGCCAGCCCUGGCCUGAGCAGCGUGUCCCCCAGCCGCCUCCUGCUGCCUCCCGACACGGUUCUGCGGGCGGGCCUGGAAAAGGUGGCGGCAGGGGCGGCAGGGUCCGAGAGACGGGACUGGAGCCCCAGCCCCCCUGCCACGCCUGAGCAGGGCCUGUCGGCCUUCUACCUCUCCUACUUUGACAUGCUGUACCCUGAGGACGGCAGCUGGGCCGCCAAGGGCCCCGGGGCCAGCGCUCGCGAGGAGCCCUCGGAGGAGCCCGAGCAGUGCCCGGUCAUCGACAGCCAAGCCCCUGGGGGCAGCCUGGACUUGGCCCCAGCGGGGCUGGCCCUGGAGGAACACUCCCUGGAGCAGGUGCAGUCCAUGGUGGUGGGCGAGGUGCUGAAGGACAUCGAGACGGCCUGUAAGCUGCUCAACAUCACGGCAGACCCUGUGGACUGGAGCCCUGGCAACGUGCAGAAGUGGCUCCUGUGGACGGAGCACCAGUACCGGCUGCCGCCCGUGGGCAAAGCCUUCCAGGAGCUGGGGGGCAAGGAACUGUGCGCCAUGUCGGAGGAGCAGUUCCGCCAGCGCUCCCCUCUGGGUGGCGAUGUGCUGCACGCCCACCUGGACAUCUGGAAAUCAGCGGCCUGGAUGAAAGAGAGGACUUCUCCCGGGACCGUCCACUACUGCGCCUCGACCAGCGAGGACAGCUGGACCGACAGUGAGGUGGACUCAUCCUGCUCCGGGCAGCCCAUUCACCUGUGGCAAUUCCUCAAGGAGCUGCUACUCAAGCCCCAGAGCUACGGCCGCUUCAUCCGGUGGCUCAACAAGGAGAAGGGCAUCUUCAAAAUCGAGGACUCCGCACAGGUGGCCCGGCUGUGGGGCAUCCGCAAGAACCGGCCCGCCAUGAACUACGACAAGCUGAGUCGCUCCAUCCGCCAGUAUUACAAGAAGGGCAUCAUCCGGAAGCCGGACAUCUCCCAGCGCCUCGUCUACCAGUUUGUGCACCCCAUCUGAGGGCUGCGGGCCAGGCCCUGGGCCGAAACUCGCCCUCACCAGCCCUCCCUCCCACCCACCCCUGCCUCUGCCAGAGCCUGAGCUGAGGGAGAGGGCAGUCGGCGGGCAUCGGAGUCCGAGGUCAGGGAGGGGACAGCCCACGGCCCCAGGAGUCUAAGUGAGCUCUCCAGGGCCCCAGGGACCCCAGGGUGGGGAUGCUUCCUCCUCGGGCCUGACUGCUCAUGUGCCCGGUCCACUGGAGGAUGGUAGGAGCCAGGGCCGUCCUCAGUGUUCACGGCUCCCCCAGGGAAGGCCGUCCCUCCGCCCCAGUUCCUGACCCCAGAAUUUCCAGAGCAGAGCCAGCCGAAUGGCAGUGACUUAGCCAAGGCCACUCACAGUCCAAUGCUCCCUGCCACCUAUUCUGCACCAUGCUUGGCGUGGUGCUGGGACACGUCUGCACCCAAGUUGGGAAGCCAGGGGUGCUCCUGGGAACGGGUAAUAAAGAUACUAGAGAGCCGACACGGCCCGUGUCUGUGCAGCGAGUGAAUGGCACAGCCCCGAGGUCACCAAUGCUCAGGGUGAUUGUGGUCACAGUGGCCUUGGGGUGGUCAAAGGAGGCUUCCUGGGGGAAGCGGCAUUGAGCUGAGCCUACAAGGAAAGGGAUCAUUGAUUGGUAGAAGCUGUGGGAGA
Molecule: messenger RNA, 2006 nt
Organism: Ailuropoda melanoleuca (giant panda)
Lineage: Eukaryota; Metazoa; Chordata; Mammalia; Carnivora; Ursidae
Gene: SPDEF
Product: SAM pointed domain containing ETS transcription factor
Exons: 8
Coding region: 330-1337 (335 amino acids)
Biological process (GO): cell differentiation; regulation of transcription by RNA polymerase II
Cellular component (GO): nucleus
Molecular function (GO): DNA-binding transcription factor activity, RNA polymerase II-specific; sequence-specific DNA binding
Source: RefSeq, a predicted model, not a curated record